Messenger RNA from Fundulus heteroclitus (mummichog), 2801 nucleotides. RefSeq names its product SUN domain-containing protein 2-like. Gene Ontology annotation, molecular function: protein-membrane adaptor activity. The record is from RefSeq and is a predicted model, not a curated record. The transcript has 9 exons. Gene Ontology annotation, cellular component: nuclear envelope; meiotic nuclear membrane microtubule tethering complex. Bases 1184 to 2131 code for a protein of 315 amino acids. Lineage: Eukaryota; Metazoa; Chordata; Actinopteri; Cyprinodontiformes; Fundulidae. Gene Ontology annotation, biological process: nuclear envelope organization.
GAGAUCACUGCUAUGUGUAGCAACUUAUCCAAGUGGAAGAAAGUUGCCCCCUGACAGUUCAUACGAAAGUUCUUAAGGAGACGUCCUACAGAUUCUGGCCCACGGACUACAUGUAUAUAUAGCCUCAGUCUGUGACAUCAGAACUGCAAUGAAUGCUGGGAGGAGUAGUUUGUUAGUCUUAACCUGUAAAAUUUCCCCAACUCCACUGACAAGUAAAUUUUCCAUGGGGAUUCACCGGCUCAAUGCACAUCAAGGUGGCUAUUAUCUGGGCAGCUAACAAUGGCUCAGUCUGGGUCUAUACAACAUGGAGCAACAGCAUAACGACACUAAAUAAGUUAUGAGAAUUAUCAACACAAAGUCUCACCUCACAAUUAUUUAAUUUGUAAGGAAUGAACAUGUGUAACCCCUGAACCAUUACUUAUCUACAGGUUAGUAAACCUGUUUAUUGGUUGAAAAAAAAACAGCAAGAGCAAGUUAAUUAAUGUAAAAACAUUCUAAAGGAAAACACAACGCAAGCUCUAACCUAGUGCUUCACAUCAUAACACUUAAGAACGUAUUAAUAUUGUUUUACAUUGUGACAUUUUGUAAAUCCUAAUCAAUAACCUAUUGUUGAAAAAUAUUGUAUUCCAUUGUCUAUAUUGUCUUAUCACAGAGGAUUUUGGCGUUAGGACUGGGGCCCACCUUUCAGGGGCUAAGCGGCAGAUACACUCUGGACAGGCCACCAGUACAUUGCAGGGAAAACAUGAAAACUAAAUGGAGAGAAAGGCCCAGCCUGGGAUGAUAAAAUGCAAAUAGCAGUUACAAUUAAAAAAAAAAAUACAUAUCCUUGAAUUGUACCCAAAUAUAUUUGUACCCAAAAUUGUACCCAAAAAAUGAAAGACAUGGAUUAGUUUGUUCACACGUUAGUCUUUGCAAACUCACUAGCUUUACAGUAGAAGAGAGUUUUACCGAUUCUUGGUGUAAUAAUUUCUAAAAUCCUAUAAAACCGGUCCAAUAUUUAAUGUGUGGGCGGGCACUGCUGAACAUUCUGAUGUCACAGGGUAACGUGACAUCAGAUGCCUCUGGAACUUUAGUCAUUAAGGAAGCACUCCACUCAGAAUUCUCACACUUCUACCAGUUGAGCUCAAAGAGAGACAAACGUUGGAAAAACUGAAGCAAGACUAACUUAAAUCAGCUAAACACAAUGAGCUACGGCAAAUAUAUGUUGAGAAGAAGCCUCCGCCUGCUAUUGAACGGGUACUACAGCUUUGAUGGAGUACCGACUGUUUCAUACAAAGAGACCAGAGUCAGGAGAUGCAGAAGUCGGCGGCUAUUAAACGCAAGAACAACAGCAGUCCCUGCAGAAGACGGCAGCGGCAAUAUAAAUCAGAAAAACUACACACUGAAAACAUUUUGUUGGAUCAUCAUCAUCUUCUUUUCCCUGUUUUAUGGAUGUGCCUACCUGUUUUCUGCUCUGCCCUCACAACCUUCAGAGACACUUGUUACACCAAAUGCAACGGACAUGGUCUUAACCCCAGGAUGCAAGGAUCUGGAAAAGCUUAUAGCCAACCAGCAUGAAGUGCUGCUGAGGAUAAAGAAAGAGGUGGACUACCUUCUACCACCAGCAGAUCUGUUGCCCAACUUUGCUCUGCAAUCUCAAGGAGCGAGGAUUUUACACCAAAUGACCUCAGACACGUAUCAGAGCAGAGAAACGUGUAGUUUGUAUGGAUUAGCAAUACGACGACCAGCUGUGGGACCAACGAUUGUAAUCCAGGGAAAGUCCCACCUGCUUCCAGGACAAUGCUGGGCCUUUGCAGGUUCCCAAGGACGUUUAUCAAUUGCCCUGCCUUACAAAGUUUCCAUAAGCCAUGUCACCCUGGCUCACAUUCCCAAAAUGUUAUCACCGACUGGCACCAUCCCCAGCGCUCCAAAAGAGUUUUCUGUCUUUGGAAAGAAUGAUUUGCUAGACGAGGGGAGCCUUUUAGGAACUUUUCUCUAUAAUGAGGAUGGAGACCGGCUGCAAACCUUCAAACUCCCUGUUCAUAAAAUGGGUGCCUUCACCUACAUAACUUUACAAGUGAAGAGCAAUUGGGGCCAUUCUGAGUACACCUGUCUCUAUGGCUUUCGGGUACAUGGAAAAUUGGAGGAAUGAACAGAAGGACAAAAGAGUAGGAAAGGGGAUAAUCACAGGGUAGUAAGUAAAAAUGGGGGUAAGUAUAUGUGAAGGUGAAUCAGACUGAAAAAAAAAAUUAAGUAAAAAAAAAAAAAUCCUAUUAAAAUAUAUUACUAGAAUUAUUUAAAGCUGUGAAAGUUGUUUUGAAAAUAUCUGCAAAUGUGUUUAUUUUGUUUAAAAAAAUGCUUAAAAUAUUAAGUGGGCCAGAGUUGAGUUUAAACUAGAUGAGAAGAGGUGAAUAAAUUGGGGGAGGGGGUGUGGUGUGUACAUUAGUGCCUCCUACUGAUUAGGAAAAGAAAUACGGCAAGUUUGUGGGUUGAUCAAUUAGCUGUUUGGAAACCAUGGUCUAAGCUUUAGACUACCAUUGUAUACAAGGCACUUGUAGGUACUUUCUUCUGCAAGUUUAACAGCAAAUAUUUUUAAAAAUGUUCAGUCUAAUUCACCUUCACUUUAACAGCAGAGUGUGGAAUAUUUUUGUGCAGAGUUUGCAUGUUUUCUCUGUGUUUGCAUGGGUUUUCUCCAGGUGCUCUGGUUUCCUCCCACACCAAACAUGCACUAAGGUCAUUAAAAAAAAUCCAUAAAUGCCAAUGAGAAAGUUUUGUUAAAACCUUAGUUAUAAAAUGGGAUAAGCAUCAAAUAACAAAAAAAA